CUGGAUGGGCAGCACUUUUGUGAUUCAGUGUGGUUUUGUUGUUGUUGCGUAGCUCGGCAACUGAAUUUAAUAUUAUUAAAAGUUAUUAUUGGAAAGUGCAAGUGCGUAUUUCAGUAUCCUUCAACGAGUGACGUCACUUCAAAGGCUUCAAGAUGAAUUACGGCCGUAAAACGCCCUCGACCUAUCGGUCAAACCCCUCGGUGUAUUCCCACGCGACGGGAAGAUCCUCGACAAAUUUACAUUCGAAAAUGUCGCGCUCGACACGCUCCGUGCGCAUUCCUUGGUACCAGAGGCCCCUGCUCAAGAAUAAUCAGUAUAUUGACAUCCAGAAAGGUGCCAUGCUAAUAGGAUUGUUUGCAGUUUUUCUGUCACUCUUCACCAUUGCCACCACCAUCUUUGAUAUAUACUGUUAUUCUAUGGCUGCUCCAGGCUCCACACAUUAUGGUUACUACAUAAUAUCCUAUGAGUUUGUUUAUGUUGGAAACAAGCAUGUGCGCAACAUGCUAAUUGUAUUUGCCUUAUUCUCACUAAUCUUGGCGCUCAUCAACUUUGUCACUAGCAUUUUAUUGUGCGUCGCUUUGCGCAAGGAAUAUGAACGAAAAGUGCUUCCCUGGCUGUGGACUUUUGCAGUCUUUACUGUUUGGCGCGCUUUGGCCCUUAUCUUCUUUGCCAUUGUUAAUGAUUUGUACUUUGCCUAUAACAUACUUAUGGUACUGCUAUGGACCAUCUUUUGUCUGUUCUGCAUAUAUGGUUGGGCCGUUGUCUAUUCGCUCUUCCUGGAGCUGGUUGAUCUGACAAAGCUGGAGGAUCUGGCGCACUUGCGUAUGGGAACAAUGGCCUCGCUUCAUGCGUCCACAGCUAAUUCAUUGGCUGGCUCGCGUCCCACAACACCUCACAGCACUGUGUCAACAAUGCCAGUGGGCUAGACAAUGUAUUAAUUAGCCACAUACAGCAACAACGAAAGCCGUCCGUCUAUAUAUCUCUAUACUGUUCAUUUAUAUAAGCAUUUUCACCAGUUUAGUGCCUUAGAUGCGUUUCAAUUACGUAUAGUACAUAUUAAAACAAAAUGUAUUUAAUUUUUUACAUGAAUCUGCAUAGUCUUAAGUGUCAUUCCGUCCACCAAACAAUGUUUUUUGAAUAUGUAUUGUAUUUACAAAAUUUACUUUUAUAUGGUUUAUAUACCAAUAUUUUUCAUAUACACCUGACGCUAAAUGUAACUUUAUGCAUACAUAUAUUUAAAAGAAGAUUGAUUAAAGUCACACAAAUAUUGGCUCAA
Drosophila innubila is the source of this 1276-nucleotide messenger RNA. RefSeq lists its product as uncharacterized. The transcript is spliced from 7 exons. The record is from RefSeq and is a predicted model, not a curated record. The coding region runs from base 153 to 926 and encodes 257 amino acids. Lineage: Eukaryota; Metazoa; Arthropoda; Insecta; Diptera; Drosophilidae.